Molecule: messenger RNA, 1168 nt
Organism: Pseudophryne corroboree (corroboree frog)
Lineage: Eukaryota; Metazoa; Chordata; Amphibia; Anura; Myobatrachidae
Gene: PYCR3
Product: pyrroline-5-carboxylate reductase 3
Exons: 6
Coding region: 35-856 (273 amino acids)
Biological process (GO): L-proline biosynthetic process
Molecular function (GO): pyrroline-5-carboxylate reductase activity
Source: RefSeq, a predicted model, not a curated record
UUUCAGACUUCGCCCCCUCUGUGCCGGGAGAAACAUGGCGGCGGCCAUGGAAGAGAAGAGGAUUGGAUGUAUCGGUGCUGGCAAGAUGGCGCGGGGGGUCCUGGGCGGGAUCAUAGCGGCCGGGAAAGUUCCGGUGAAGCACAUUACAGUGAGCGCUCCGUCAGACACCAACCUGGGGUAUUUCCAGGAUCAAGGCUGCAACACAACUCAUUCCAAUGUGUCCGUUCUGUAUAAGUGUGACAUCAUCUUCCUGGCGACAAAGCCGCACCUAAUCCCCACCGUGAUGGCGGAGAUUUCAUCUGCCGUAACCAGUAACCAUGUGAUCAUUUCUAUGGCUGCCGGAGUGUCUCUACAGCGCCUGGAGAAGCUGUCUCCUCCUGGUACCAAGAUCCUCCGCAUGAGUCCCAACCUGCCGUGUCUGAUCCAGGAGGGGGCCGUGGUAUUCUCUCGUGGUUCCUGCGCUGAGCAGCAAGAGGCAGACAUGUUAAAGGGCCUUCUUUCUGAAUGUGGGAUGUGUGAGGAGACUCCAGAGAGCUACAUUGAUAUCCACACAGGACUCAGCGGCAGCGGAGUGGCCUAUGUUUACAUGUUUGCAGAAGCCUUAGCGGAUGGUGCUGUGAAGAUGGGAAUGCCGAGUGACCUGUCCCGCCGCAUUGCAGCCCAGACUCUGCUGGGGGCUGCAAAGAUGAUUCUAGAGACUGGGGACCACCCGGCAAAGCUCCGCUCAGACGUCUGCACCCCCGGAGGGACCACGAUACACGGCCUCCACGAACUGGAGAAGGGGGGACUGAGAGCCACGGUGAUGAAUGCCGUGGAAGCUGCGACACAGAGGGCGCGAGAGCUGGACAGAUAUUGAGACGCAAAGCUCCUGUGGCCGGAGUAGUCACAGGCGGAGGCCGUUCCGUCAUUCCCAGCUGUGCGCUUGAGGGGAAAUUGCACAGACUGUGUCACACAGGUUGAAACUGCCCCACAUCCAGUUCCACCAAUGACAUCUGCCCCCUGCGGCUGGAUGUCACAGUAACUCCCGUGUAAGUGAUGUUUAGAUGCCACAUUCCACUGACAGCCCGCUAACGGGGAGGAGAAAGUGCUGUCUCGUUAUAAGUCUAUAAUGUUCCUGACGGAACCACUGUUAUACUCUGAAUAAAUAAAAGCUGCUAUCAUUUCAUUA